Messenger RNA from Psylliodes chrysocephalus, 1608 nucleotides. The record is from the annotation of a GenBank genome assembly. Lineage: Eukaryota; Metazoa; Arthropoda; Insecta; Coleoptera; Chrysomelidae.
AUGAAUCCAGCCUGUUCAAAAAUUUAUUUGAAUUUACCCAAAAAAAAGACCAAAUGUGCUAAAUAUAUACCAAAAAAUGCAAUAUAUACUUCACCAGAAAUUCAAAACCAAAUCAUUUCAAUUUUGGCAGAAGUAGUGCGAGAACAAGUUGUUUCAGAUCUAAAAAGUACUGACGUAAAAUGGUUUACGCUGUUAGAAGACGGCACGAGAGACACAAAUAACCGAGAAAAUAUUUCGAUUGGAAUAAGAUAUGUUAAAAGUGGCAAAGUUUUUGAAUCAUUUCUAGGAAUAUACACGACUGAAAAAUUAAAUGCACAGACAUUUACUAAAUUAACAUUAGAUAUUUUAAACAAAAAUAAGAUUGAUCCCGCUCAUAUUAUAAGCCAGUGUUAUGACGGAGCAAGCGUAAUGAGCGGCAGGAAAGGUGGAGUUGCAGCUUUAAUCGAAAAAAGUGUUGGACGAUGUGUGCCGUAUGUUCACUGUUUUAAUCAUCGUUUGCAUCUUGUCGUGGUAAGAGUAGUUACAGAAAUUCCAAUCCUAAAACAUUUUUUUGAUCAAGCCAUUUUACUCCAUAAAUUUUUUGGUCACGGAAAGAUAGCAGCCAUAUAUAAGGGAAAAACAAUUGUUAGAUUACUAGAGCAACGAUGGUCUGGACAUUUGACAGUAGUUAGGGUUAUUUAUUCAAACUAUUCUGAAAUAUUAAGAACCCUAGAUGAAAUUAGAAAAGAUAAUUCUUUUAAUGGACAAGACGUUGCCAAAAGUAGAGGUAUAAAGUUAGUUAUGUUGGAAAUAGACUUUAGAUUUUCUCUGGUUUUGAUGAAAAAAAUUCUAGAAUUUCUUAAACCUGCAGAUGCUAUUUUGCAAGAGCGAUCAACGAGUUUAAAAGAUGCCAACUGCGUGAUUUUGUCAGUUAAAAGCAAAAUCCAAGAUUUACGAUCCGAUGAAGUUUUACAAACUUUAGUAAAUGAAGCUAUGCAUCUUUGUUCUGAAGUUAAUUCAAACACAGAAAAUUUAAGACCAAGGAGAGAUAUUAAAAUAAGUGGUAAUAUGAAAAAUUACUUACUAACAGAGCCAUUACCAUCGAGCAGUUCUGGAAUGAUUUCAAAUUUGGACGACAAAAUCAAGUCAGCUUUCUUCGAGACUGUUGAUAUAAUAUCAAAUCUACUAAAAGACAGAUUUACUAAUAAUGACGAAUUAAUUAACGCAGUUAGUAGUUUAGAUGAAAUUAACAUGGAAAAAUUAAAAUAUUUUGAAAACAUAGGUAUUGAACUACCAAGUGUGGAAGAAAUAACAGUGGUAAAAGACUUUUUACAUGGGAAGCCUUUGGACCAAUAUUUUAAUAUUUUAUAUGAAAAUAGAGUUGCGUUCCAAAAAACCUACUGUCUCUAUGCGGCUGUGGCAACAAUAGGCUGCAGUACUGCUGUUAAUGAAUCUUCAUUCUCAACACUAACGGCUAUUAAUCGACCACAACGGUAUUCCAUGAACCAGCAACGUAUGGCAGAUUUAAUAUAUUUAGCAUUUGGAAGACAGCGCAGUCGGGAAAUUGAUUUUGAUUUAUUCUUAAGAAAGUUUAACAAUUUAAAAAACAGAAGUUUACAACUAUUCUAG